AUGAGGCGUACGCCGGCGGCAGAGCGCCUUUCAGAGCUGGGCUUUUCCCCGCGGCGCGGGCGCCAGGAGCCGCCUUUUCCGCUGGGUGUCACUCGGGGGUGGGGGGGAUGGUCCAUUCAAAAGCGCCGCGAGGGGGCCCGGCCAGUGCCCUUCAGUGAGCGCUUGCAGGAGGAAGGCAGAGACCCGGCGGCUCGCAGCUCUGGGACCUUGUGGCGCAUCAGGACGCGGCUACCUUGCUGCCCCGACCCCGAGCCGCCGCCGCCACAGCCUCUCUGCUUCCUGCGCGUUAGCCUCUUUUGCGCGCUCCGGGCGGGUGGCCGCGGGAGCCGCUGGGGCGAGGACGGCGCGCGGCUGCUGCUGCUGCCCCCGGCCAGGGCAGCUGGAAGUAGAGAGGCCGAGCCGAUCGGCGGCUCGCCCUAUGCCGGGAGGAUGUUGGAAAGCAGCGGCUGCAAGGCGCUGAAGGAGGGUGUGUUGGAAAAGCGCAGCGACGGGUUGCUGCAGCUCUGGAAGAAAAAGUGCUGCAUUCUCACCGAGGAGGGGCUGCUGCUCAUCCCGCCCAAGCAGCUGCAACACCAGCAGCAGCAGCAGCAACAACCCGGUCAGGGGUCGGUUGAGCCGUCCCAAUCCGGGGGCCCCGCUGUGGCCAGCCUUGAGCCGCCAGUCAAGCUCAAGGAAUUGCACUUUUCCAACAUGAAGACCGUGGACUGCGUGGAGCGCAAGGGCAAGUAUAUGUACUUCACUGUGGUGAUGGCUGAGGGCAAGGAGAUCGACUUUCGGUGCCCGCAAGACCAGGGGUGGAACGCCGAAAUCACGCUGCAGAUGGUGCAGUACAAGAAUCGACAGGCCAUCCUGGCGGUCAAGUCCACGCGGCAGAAGCAGCAGCACCUGGUGCAGCAACAGCCCCCACAGCCGCAGCUUCAACCCCAAGCCCAACCCCAGCCUCAGCCCCAGCCUCAGCCCCAGUCCCAAGCCCAGCCACAGCUCCAACCCAGGCCCCAGCCACAACCCAAGCCUCAGCCGCAGCAGAUCCACCCUCAUCCGCAUCCACACCCGCACCCGUAUCCGCAUCCACACUCGCAUCCGCAUCCACACGCACACCAACAACCGCUCUCGCAGCCGCACGGUCACCGGCUUCUCCGCAGCACCUCCAACUCUGCCUGAAGAGGGCAGCACCUGGGCCAGACAAGGUUUUGAGGACUUGAGGAAGUGGGACAAGCACCUUUCUAUUGUCUUCACUUGGAUCGAAAGCAAAACAGUCUCCCAGCCCGCAGCAGAUCAAGUAGUUUGGACAUAACCCGACUGAUAACUUGUGAUUUCACUUAGUUUUCUGCAUACUCUUCAUCACAAUGCAAGAAAUGAUCUCGAGUCCAGAAGGCUUUAUUUAUGAACCUUUGAGAAGGAUCUUCCAGUAUGAUGGACCUUCUAGGAGCGAGGAUGUACUGUAAUUUUAUUUUAAUGUAUUUUGAUUUAUGAUUAUUUAUUAGGUUUUUUUUUAAAUGCUUGUUCUAAGACAUUUCUGAAUGUAGGCCAUUUUUCAAAAAAGAAACUUUAUUUUCAAAAACCUGCUCCCUAGUAAGUUCUAAUCUUGGGAAAGAAGAAAGUAAAAGGGCGGUGGAGGGGACACGUUGAGAGUCCAUUAUUCCUAGGGCAUUUUCAGAAGGUCUGACACUUCAUUGUUAUACCAGGUAGUUGAAAUUAAACUCUCUGAUGUUA
This is a messenger RNA of Phacochoerus africanus (Common warthog), 1713 nucleotides long. RefSeq names its product pleckstrin homology like domain family A member 1 (gene PHLDA1). The record is from RefSeq and is a predicted model, not a curated record. The transcript has 2 exons. Lineage: Eukaryota; Metazoa; Chordata; Mammalia; Artiodactyla; Suidae. Gene Ontology annotation, biological process: positive regulation of apoptotic process. The coding region runs from base 1 to 1161 and encodes 386 amino acids. Gene Ontology annotation, cellular component: nucleus. Gene Ontology annotation, molecular function: phosphatidylinositol phosphate binding.